UGGACCUGAUCAAGAACACAGAGAUUUUGUCUGUGUUGAACUAUUCGAUGGGAAUGUCUACUUUGUUUACGCUGUCGGUGGUCACUAUAAGCAUAUUCAGUUGAAUCCACCAAAUACUGUUGUCAAUGAUGGUGGUAUUUACAGUGUUUAUGUUUCACGUAAUGCACAGCAUCGGUUCACAGUGAAAUUUAAUAAUCAGUUGGUUGAUGUUGAAGAGGGAAGUGAAGCUCAUCAAGCUGCAUUCGCCACAUAUACUUACAUUGGAAGCAUUGAUAAUGUGGGUCGAUUGCCCUGGCAUGUAUGGUCACGUGAAAAUUUCGCCGGCUGUAUUCAUUCUAUUUUAGUUAAUGAAAACAGUUAUUUGGAUGUUUCAUCUCGAAUGAUUCAGCAUACAGAUAUUGGUCGUGGAAUUCGAUUAGGACAGUGUGAAGUACCUAAACAACGUUGUAACGAUAGAAUUUGUGGCGGCGGUCGAUGUUCUAGGCGUUCAUAUCCAUUCUUGGAAGAGUUGAAUUUUGCUUGUGACUGUAGUGAAUCUGAUAAGACAUUUCCAGAGAAAACAAUGGAUAUUCGUCGAUCUGUUGGAUGCCAUCGAGAUGCUCCAGUUCUUGAAAUGGAUGGUGAUAUGGUCUAUGUGAUCGAUUUUGAGCAACAGAUCAAUAAACUGAUAACGCACACAGAUGAUAUUAGUUUACAGUUUAAAACUGAUGCACCCUUAACAGGACAAUCACGUUAUCUACCAUUGUUUUAUUCAGUUUCACGUGCAGACAAAUCAUAUUUUCGUGUUGAUUUAGUCGAUGGACAAAUACGUGUUCAAACGAAUAUUAAUCAUAAAGGCAAACCUCAUGCAUAUGAAGAAUUCUUUCUCCCAAGUGCAAUGCUCAACAAUAAUCAGUGGCAUACUUUGCAUAUUGCCCGUCGUGCCGACCAUAUAGUUAUAUCUGUUGACAGAGCCUCGGUAACUGGGAAAAUACCACUCCUGGACCCACAUGAUACCUUCCAGCUGAUUGCACAACAGAUCUAUUUAGGUAGUGCUGGACCGCCGAAUUUCGGCUAUUAUCUAGAUCCUGCCACAAAGAAAACAAUCCUACCGCCAGGACCACGAUUCGUUGGUGAAUUUAGAAAUUUCUACUGGAACCAAUAUGAUUUAAUUGGUACAAAAGUGUUUCCAACAAAGUAUACAGCUCAGUUGUUAAAUCCACCUUCGAUCAAGCAUACAUUCCCUAUAUGGCCGAGAGAGCAGACUUAUGCAAUCACACUGAAGCCUAAUUUAAUUUAUGCUCAUUUGAAUAGACCAAUUGAAAUGAAAAAUGGUGGUGAUACAUGGUUGAUUGAAUUUAAAACAAAUUAUGACGGAAUAUUGUUCAGGGCUCGUGAUAUUCGGGAGCCUGACCGUAUACAUAUUACAGCGUUAAUUCUUGGAGGUCGUUUGCAUAUCGCUUAUUUAUUUCAUGAUCAACAAGGGGUGUAUCAGUUGGUCGGCGGACCGGGUACAGAUAAUGUAGCUGAUGGAAAAUGGCAUCGUCUUGGAAUAACAUUAAGAAAAUAUAACAGAGAAAUUCUAGCUUACCUAGAUGGCUAUUCGAAUGAGUAUCUCGUCGGUAAAAAUUUGCGUCUAGACUUAUUAUCUCGAUUUGAUGUUUUCUUUGGUGGUAUACCUGUAAAUGAAUGGUCAACAUUGUUAAAUUUAUUACGUCAGCAUGCUGAUUCGUCUUUAUCAGUUAGUGAGAUUAAAAGUGGUCAACAACCUUCAUUCACUGGAUGCAUUGGAUCAUUUAAUAUCAGAGCUAAUAAUUUCACUGAUAAUUUACUAAAAAUAUACGAUAAUUUUUUGACUGCUUAUCCACCAAGUGAAUUAGUACGUGGUUAUUGUUUAGACUUACAACGCUGUACAUCGAAUUACUGUGAUAAUUAUGGAACGUGUAAACAAUUAUCGGACAAUGAAGUGCAGUGUGUAUGUACUGGCACGGGGUUUACUGGUCCAAGAUGUCGUACACCGAUUUGUAAUUCAGGUUAUUGUGCUAAUAGAGGUCAGUGUUAUAUUGGACCUAAUGAUCAACCACAGUGUAAUUGUACAAGAACAGGCUAUUGGGGAGAUCGUUGUCAAAUUCCAAUUUGUCCACCUGAUUAUUGUGGUCGAGGAAGGUGUACAGUAGGACCAGAUGACAAACCGGUUUGUGAUUGUACAGGAACAGGAUUCACUGGACAGAGAUGUCAUGAUACCGUAUGUACUCUAGGUUAUUGUGAACAUGGUGUAUGUACUGUUGAUCUUAUCACUCAGCAGCCUAAAUGUAAUUGUAGAGGUACAGGUUAUGAUGGUCCAAGAUGUCAAAAUCCAAUAUGUCCUCUUAAUUAUUGUGAAAAUCAUGGAGAGUGUAGAGUUGAUUCAAAUGAUCGUCCAGUAUGUGAUUGUUCAAAAACUAAUUAUUCUGGUCCCACAUGUAGUAUACCUUUAUGUCCACUGAACUACUGUACAGGACAUGGUGUAUGUGUUGUUAGACAAAGGAAUCCCACAUGUGAUUGUUAUCCAGGUUAUAGAGGAUUAAGAUGUGAAAUAGAGAUAUGUCCACCGAAUUAUUGUUUAAAUAAUGGUACUUGUUAUCCUGGACCAGACAAUCGUCCACAUUGUACAUGUCCUGUUAAUUAUGAAGGGGAACAGUGUGAAAGAGCCAAGCUUUGUCCAUCAGACUAUUGUCUACGUGGUCGAUGUGAAAUGAUUCAUGGUAUGCCAAGAUGUGAUUGUUUAGGCACAGAUCAUAAAGGUACACACUGUGAAAUACCUGAGGUCUGUCCACCUCGUUAUUGUCAAAAUAAUGGUGUUUGUUCAGUAAGAGGUGGGAAUUAUAUAUGCGAUUGUACAGGAACAGGAUAUCGUGGAAAAACGUGCUCGGAGCCUAUUUCAUGUCCACCAAAUUAUUGUUAUAAUGAAGGCAUUUGUUCAGUCCUACCUGGAAAUGUCUACAAAUGCGACUGUUCUAUGACAGCACGAACUGGACCUCAGUGUGACAGCAGUGCUCAUGGUAUACAUAUAGGUUACGAAAAUGAUGGUUAUUUAAUUUACAAUUUAAUUCCAUCUGUACGUACCACUGAAGACAAUGUAACAUUUGGUUUUAAAACAUACAUGAAUACUGGGACAUUAGUCACUUUUAUGACAACAAAUGGAAAACAUUGGGCUAUUAAAUUACGUGAUGGACGUGUUGCUAUCGAUUUGGGGGGUAAAAUUAUGCACGAGUUUGGAGUACGAUCUGAUGAUGGAAAUUAUCAUAUAGUGAAUAUAGAACGUAAGGGAAGAACAAUGAUGAUUAAACAAGAUGGUGAUGUCAUUCGAUUACCAUUAACAGGUUUAACCGAUGCGUAUGAUAACAGCUUUACCUACAACGCUGUUCAUGUAGCUGCGGAUGAAAAGAAGUCUAAUAUCUUCCGUGGAGUAAUCGGAGGUUUGCACUGGAACGGACGAUAUCCUAUUAAUGAAUUACAUUCUGGUCGAGUUACAGCAACUGGCACAGUGACAGUUGUUCCAACGCCAAGCUUUCCUAUACUUCCACCAAAACCUCAACCUGAAUGUGCAUCAGACUAUUGUUUAAAUGGUGGCAGAUGUGAUGCACAGAAUUACCAAAGAAGGUGUGACUGCCUUUAUACUGCAUACAACGGUGCGCGGUGUGAAAGACAAUCUCGAGGUUUUAUGCCAUAUAGAGAAGAUAAUGGAGCAUAUAUGAUUUAUCAUAUAAAUCCGUUGAAUAGGACUAAUCGAGAUCAGUUAAGAGUCGCUUUCCAAACCUGGCAACCGAAUGGACCAAUUGUUCGGGUUAUACAAACAGAUGGAUCAUACUAUGAAAUAUACUUGCGUAAUGAAAAACUCUAUGCCAGUAUCAAUGGUGCCGAAUUUCUCCUUAGCAGUCCAUUGCAAAUAUUCCAUGAUGGUCGUAUGCAUUUAAUUACAAUGGAUCGGGAUAAAUCUCGGUUCAAUUUCACAAUAAAUGGUCAUCAGACAUCCUAUAAUGUACCAGGUAUUGUAGCUGUGGACGGUUCAUUGAUAUCACAAGAGAUUGUCCUUGGAGCUGAUCGGAACUAUCAAAACACAUUCAGAGGAGUUAUUGGAGCUUUCUACUGGAACGGUCAAUAUCUAAUUAACGAAGUUGGCUCACUUGUAUCCGGUGCUAAAGUCAUGUCAGGUCCAGGAAGAAAUGUUGCUAAAAAUAUGGAUGAAAUUGUUGUCGUCCUUAUGCCAGAAUUACUUAAACCCAGUACACCAGUACGAAAACCAGACACUGGACCAUUGCCUGAAACUCUGCCUAAAGGUAUUAUAAGCGGUGGUGUUGUUAUGCCUGGAUUGGGUACAGGGAAUGCUGAUCUUGGAGCACCAAUUUUCGUAUCGGAUGGUAAAGCUUACGGUGCUGGUGCAACUGGUAUCAAUCCUGGCACUGGACUUAUCCUUUCACAAGCUGGUGGAUUAUUCGGUUUAGGCGGUGCUAUGGUCGAUGCAUUAUUGGCUGGACUAUUAUUAGCUUUAUUGUUAUUAAUCUCUGCGCUAAUAUGGGCCUGUUGGAGAUGUAAACCUGGUUGUUGUGGUUGGUGUGCUGGUAAAUCAAGUCGUAUUGGUGGACGUAGUGCAUGGGAUAGAUUAGCUGCAGUAUGCUGUGCUGCACCUGAAAGUGCAAUAAUUGUAAAAGAGAAGAAACACUUAUUGAGUGAUAAUGGGAACGGCGCUAUAGUUGAUGGAGGAGUGACUGGUGGAAUGACUGCAACAAGUCUACAAUCCUUACAAACUCACUCACGCAUUGUUAAACCACCUUUAUCAGUGACAGGUUAUCCUAUUGGACAUAGUCAUAGAUUAGAUCUUGGAGACCAGAUUGAAGCAUCUGGUAUUUCUACAAUACGCAUUGAUCAACCAAUAAUGGAUGACUUAAGCGCUCGUCAAAAUGUCUACAACAUGGAAGGAAUGAAAGUUGACUGUGUUGUAAUUACAAAGAAUAGUAAAUAUGUUGUAACUGGUUCAGGAAUGGGUCCACCACAAGUGUGGGAUACUCAGUCUGGAGAUUUAUGCAAAAUUAUGGAUGGUCAAGAAUUUGGAUGUACCGAUUUACAUUUGGCUUGUGAUGAUACUGUGCUCGUCGCCCAAGUUGUUGAUGAUAUUGCCGGCUUGGAUACGUUGAAUGAACCGAGUGAAAUUCGUGUGAAGCGUUUACAACUUUGGGAUUUUGCUUCAGGUCGACAACUUGAAAUGCCAAUGGAGAUUAUGUGUACAGCGACGUGUAUAACACGUUCAAGUGAAUAUGUGAUUGUUGCUCAGGUGACACCAGAAGGACCAUCUAUACUUGUAUGGAACUUACCAGGCAAUCAGUCAGAUCAUAUUAUACCAUAUCAUCCAGUUAAUUCUUUGCUUAAAGAUGCUGUCACUUAUCUAAAUAUUUCUAUGGAUGAUCGUUUAGUUGUUGCUGGACUGAAUAAUCCCACUGAUGAAUUGGCCUACUUUAUGGUAUUCGAUUUGACUGCAAGUUAUGUGGGUGUACAUCAGCCUAAGUUUAUUACAUUCAAUGGUAAAUGUGAAGCCACUGAGAUAAUCGGCAACGAUGAAGCUGUUACUGGUAAGUUUUUCUGAUUUCAGUAAUUGAAAAUUGGUUUUGAAUUACUACUCGACGAUUAAACAGUCCCGGUCAGCAACUCACAUUUCACACAGGAUUACUUGGGAUUCUGAAACUGAGGGAAAGAGUAGCUCGUCUGGCCACCUCUUAUUGCAUUGAUAAAUCCAGUUGCUCUUAUACAGAAACAGUUAUAUUGGCCGUUGCUCUAGGGACUUAAUUUUUCCUUGUCAGGAUCACUUACCAGUGUGACUAAGUAGAGGUCUAGUUAAAACCAUCAACAUUUCCAUAGAUCACCUAGUAUUAGUCACGCCCAAUCUCCCCUCUUUCCCUCCCAGUAGAAUGCUUUGUUUUCUGUACGAAUGCUGAACUCUGUUUCAAACUGAGUGCAUUUCCUUUACUCUCUAUUGUUACUAACUGACUGUUAUUAUGUUCAGUAUGUCUGUAGUCUUAGUUUUGCGAUAGAGGUGACCAGUCCUGAGAUUCUUGAUGAGUACUGAUGAAGAGUCUCAAAAUGGGAUGAAACGGCUGUUCAGUACUCCCUGCUGGUUUUUAGUGGUCCUCUAACUUAAGUCAGCUUGAGAUCAUAAUUAAAUUUUUCUUCUGAAAUCACUGGCUCGUUGAAGUAUUGUUCAUGUUAAAUCGGGAAUUUCUCUGCUGAAACUAUAAUUAUAUUGACACCUAUCAAUUUUUAAUUUCUUUCAGUUAAAGAUUUCGUUAACAAAAUUUUCACUACUGCACUUGUCAUCAUUUUUACUGUAUUAAUGUCUCAUUUACCAAUAAGUGAAGGCAACCGAACACCAGUCCAAAAACUGACUGACGCUGCUAAACAUGCAUACUCUGAACUGCAAAUAUUCUCAACUGUCUCACUAACCAAGUUGCUAGGGCAAAAAGACAGUUGUUGCCAGAAAUGAAAUAGUGUGCACACUGUUCUUCCCCAAAACACAGAACGAUUUUACCGUCAUUCUAAAUACCUAACUAGGAUUUCGCUAAAAUCGGCUAGAUAAGGCUGAAGUGUUGAGAAAGAGUCUAUGCUACUAAUGAAAGGCACAUUGAAGCUAUAAAAUGUUAUACAUCCAAUAUUUUUCUAAAUGGUCACUAGUGUACCUACCUAACAUAAGCUUUGUUUAUCGAAUCAACUGCAUAUACAUGUAAUAGGAAUGAUUCAACACCUGUCUUAGGUAUCUGGAAAAUUCUACUACCCCGACGGUGACAAAUAGGAGAAAACAAAGAAAACUAUAAAACUCAAGUUUCAAAGUCGUAUGAUUACAAUUGAUAUGAUUAUUAACAAUAAAUUUCGUUCGAAACGUCAUCCAGUAAAUAAUACUGUUUCACUGUGUGAUAUAUCUAAUAAACAAACUAAUAUGGAAUUACUUAACACCACAGAGCCCAAGUUUUACACAUAUAUUAUUAUCUGUCUAUCUGUUAGUCAAAACAUUUCGGUCAGAUGUGCAAUAUGACUUUUUAGUUAGUGUAACACGACAUUGUUGUACGUUCUUGGUGAAAGGAUGGAUCAGUCUUCAGGGCCUAAAUAGCCUAGCUACAAAAUAUUUAGUUUUCCCACUGAGUCCUGUAUUCGAUCAGAGGUUUAUUCGAAUUUCUAAGAGAAUGUACAUUUCAGCUAGUCUGUAGUCACAUUUACCAAUAACGUUUGGUCUAAGUAAAACAGGUCUCACUGUAAAAAUAUUUUUCUCACCUCUCAACAUGGAAUUACUUAGUUUCUAACAGUUCAUUAAAGGUUUGAUAUCGAGCUGAUAUCAGUCUGAGAUCCACUGGAAACCAGAAAGUACCGGUCAGUUGUUUUUUCCUAGUUUGGAACGCUUCAGUAGUAGGCAGUACCUACUCUACCAGGGGUUUUAGCGUAACUUGAAAACAAACAAAUCCCUACCCACAAGCGACUGGAAGUAUAAAGGAAGUUACCUGAUUUGAUGAGAAGUCGUUAUCAGUAGUGUCCACCGAUUCAGUUAGGAAAAUCUUUACUCCUCUGCGAUAUUGGCUGGGGGUCGGGCUUUGUAUAUUGCAAGUUUGUAGAAGCUAGAACUCAUGGGUUAUCGGUUAGUGUCCCAGUGGCUGAAUGGUCUACGAGCUCGUCUUUUCACAACCGGGAGGUCAUAGUUUCAAACCCUUGUGUUUUGUAUUGUCGAAGAGUCUUGAACGAAAAUGAAACAAUUGCUUAGAACUCCAUGGUUUUCCUAUGGCUCUCUCACUGAUGUAAACCCGUUAUCAAGCCUGUAGCCAAUCAAGUCAUUGUACACCAACACUUGAAAAUUCAUUAAAAGUCAGGUAUGGAAGUGUUUAUCAGUUCCAAAUUUAUAUAUGAUCGAUAGCAGUGAAACACUAUAUCAUUUUUUUACUCGAGUAAACUAUUCUGCGACUUUUUUUACAGCCGCGUGACUCUUAGAAUACACGAAUUAAGUUUCAAGGAGAAACUUAAUUUCGACGCAAUGAGUUUCUUUAGCAAAAUCUGAAUAGUACUUUUUUCGAAGUUGUGAUACAGUUGAGCAAUAUAUUUCAGAUAUUUGGAUGACACAUGUUUUCUUAUUCCUUCGCUUU
This is a messenger RNA of Trichobilharzia regenti, 8132 nucleotides long. Lineage: Eukaryota; Metazoa; Platyhelminthes; Trematoda; Strigeidida; Schistosomatidae. The record is from the annotation of a GenBank genome assembly.